Messenger RNA from Nicotiana tabacum (common tobacco), 417 nucleotides. The record is from RefSeq and is a predicted model, not a curated record. NCBI's taxonomy places the organism in Eukaryota, Viridiplantae, Streptophyta, Magnoliopsida, Solanales, Solanaceae.
AUGAAGGAUCUUUGUGAGCUCAAGUUCUUCUUGGGCAUCCUAAAGCUAAUUGCUGAGCUGGGACUCGGAGGGGCUAAACCUGCUAGUGCUCUAUUAGAGCAUAAUCAGAAACUCACCUGUACAGACUAUGACAACUUCAUCAACAAUCAAAGAACAGACAAAGACAAUACAGAUACAGAUCACCUGCUAUCUGAUGCUAGCCAAUAUCAAAGGCUAGUAGGGAGACUUCUGUAUCUGACAAUGACCAGGACAAACAUUGCCUUUGAUGUUCAGACUAGAAAGUUUGUUACACGCUAUCUGGUGAAGUUUGGAAAUGCCUUAAUUUCUUGGAAGUCAAAGAAGCAAGACAUUGUGGCAAGGAGUUCUGCAGAAGCAGAGUUCAGAAGCAUGGCUUCAAUAGUGGCUGAACUAACCUAG